This is a messenger RNA of Psylliodes chrysocephalus, 998 nucleotides long. Lineage: Eukaryota; Metazoa; Arthropoda; Insecta; Coleoptera; Chrysomelidae. The record is from the annotation of a GenBank genome assembly.
GCAGUGCGAUUCUGAUUAGUUGUUACGUUACGUCCCGUUUCUCUACCUACCGUUCGACAGGCACAUCGGGUACCCUUUUCGGUACCGUUUAAAAUUUGAUUCUAAUCAUCUCUCGAGUAACGGCUACGAAAACUACGAUAACGCUUGGUGCAGCAUGGUUUGUUUUGAAGGUUUAAUUUAGAAAAUAUACCAGAGGCAUGGCUUAUUGAGUUUUUAGAAUUAAUAAAACAAGAAAUAAUAGGUCCCGAGUGAAUUUGACAGCUAUACUCGAGACAUCUGGAACGUAAGUUGGAAUUAGAAUCGCUCAAAUUGUAAACUCGGGACAUCACGUCUUGAAAACGUCAAUCAGAAUCGGGUAGCAGAACUUGCAGGUUCGGAACAGUUCUGGCGAAACCAAAACAGCAAAUAUCUACUGCACAUGCUCCAAAGGUUCUGGAAGAGUUCUAGAACAGUUACGAAAGUGAACCAAAACAAAGCUUAUGUGAUAACAUAACUUAGAAAUAUUUAUUUUAACAAUUAAUAUUAUGUAGAUACAUUCAAAUUUUGCGUCCAGUUCUGUAGCAAUUAAGUUAAAUUUAAUCUAUAAGCUGAAAUUUAUAAAAUAUGCAGGUGGUAACUUAUGGCAGCUAUGAGAUUUACUGAUCAAGAUAUAGAUCGAUUUAAUGACAAAAUAAGUAAUGUAUUGCAAAAUACAAGAUGUAAACAAAUCUACAAUAAUUACCUCAAGAAAUAUAGUCCCCCUAAUUGUAAUGCAUUUAAACUGUGGGAACAAGCACACAGUACCAAAGAAUAUAAUGAAGAUUUACUUUUAGAUAUGAUCGAAGAUGUGGAUGGAUUCAAUGAUAACCCAUUGCUAACACUAGCCGAGCCUGAACAUAAAUUAAUUUAUAUUAAACAGGAAUGCUGUAGGAUAUUAGAGAAAUCACGUUCAAAUUUCAUUCAGUUUUUAAGAACACAUCACAUGUAAAAAUUUAUUAAAUAAAAUGGUACACUUUGAA